This is a messenger RNA of Protopolystoma xenopodis, 472 nucleotides long. The record is from the annotation of a GenBank genome assembly. NCBI's taxonomy places the organism in Eukaryota, Metazoa, Platyhelminthes, Monogenea, Polystomatidea, Polystomatidae.
GCUAAAAAAUCCACCUGCUAGACACGGAUGCGCAUAUUUACCCACUCGGAUUGAGCAGAUAGCCAAUUGCAUUACGCACUUGCCAUGGAUUCCUAUGAGUAUUUUUGCGACAACAACUCUUUAUAAAAAGUCUCAAAGCAGUUAUGACGCCUUCAUCGCUCUCGUAUAUGGAUUUGCAAACCUACUACUUUUUAGCACUUCGACAAUAUUUCAUUUAGUUUCAUUGUUUUAUUACAAAAGGACUAAUUUUUUACAUUCUUUGAAAACCUUUUUAACAUCCAUGUCAUUUUGCAACCCUUUAAUAGCCGAAUUCGACAUCUCCUUCACUUGUGUGAUCGCGUCGCUUCUGAUGCGAGACUUUUCGCCAAGUAAUUCGGGCUUUAUUUGCACUUGGAUUGUAUGGAUUUCCUCAUUUUUUGGCUCAAUUUUCCAGUGUCUUAUUCAUGAGCAGUACAUUAAUCAUAUUAAUUAA